Messenger RNA from Daucus carota subsp. sativus, 651 nucleotides. Its product is annotated as RNA polymerase II C-terminal domain phosphatase-like 4. The transcript has a single exon. Gene Ontology annotation, molecular function: RNA polymerase II CTD heptapeptide repeat phosphatase activity. NCBI's taxonomy places the organism in Eukaryota, Viridiplantae, Streptophyta, Magnoliopsida, Apiales, Apiaceae. Bases 1 to 651 code for a protein of 216 amino acids. The record is from RefSeq and is a predicted model, not a curated record.
AUGAGGAUUGAUAACAACAAGUUCAAGAAUCUACUUAUAAGCCGAAAGAAGUUGUGUUUGAUUUUGGAUUUGGAUCACACUCUUGUCCACUCGACAUAUGUUUACAAUGCCGAGGUUAGGAGCUUCUCUUACUUGGUUAAGUUGAGACCUUUUGUUCAAGAGUUCUUGAAAGAAGCCAGCAAGUUGUUUGAGAUGUAUAUUUACACUCUUGCAUCACGCGGUUACGCGUUGGGAGUUGCUAGGAUUCUUGAUCCUGAUGGGGUUUACUUCGGGUCAAGAAUCAUCGCGUCAGAAGAUUCUACCGAGAAAUAUGAAAAGAGCCUUGAUGUUGUGCCUGGUGUUGAUGAGAGUUUUGUUGUUAUUUUGGAUGAUUUGGUGCGUGUUUGGUCAGGGUACUUGCGGAAUCUUAUUGUUGUGAGGAGGUACUUCUUUUUUGAUCCGCCUAAUAGGGUGUUUCGUGAUGAACAUGAGGGUUCAGGAGCUUUGAGCUGUGCAUUGAAAAUCCUUAAAGAGGUACAUACUCUGUAUUUUAGUAGAGAUGAUCUUUCGGGAGACUGUGAUGUGAGAGACCUGUUAGAAAUCGUUAUGAAGAAUUUAUAUCCGUUUGCUGUCGUUGAUAACUAUAAAAAUGUUGAAGCAAGUGAUCACUGA